This is a messenger RNA of Pipistrellus nathusii (Nathusius's pipistrelle), 864 nucleotides long. The record is from the annotation of a GenBank genome assembly. Lineage: Eukaryota; Metazoa; Chordata; Mammalia; Chiroptera; Vespertilionidae.
AUGACAAGAGAGUAUCAAGAUCUUCAGCAUCUGGACGAGAAUGACCAUCAGGUCAGACGAGGGCCGCCUCCGCGCCGCCCGCUCCUGCAGCGGCUCUGCUCCGGACCCUGCCUCCUGCUGCUGGCCCUGGGCCUCAGCCUCCUGCUGCUGCUGGUCGUCUGUGUGAUCGGAUCCCAGAACUCCACGCUGAAGGAGGAGCUGCAGGCCCUGAGAGAGACGUUCAGCAACUUCACCGCGAGCACCGAGGCCGAGGUCAAGGACCUGCUGGUCCACGGAGGCGGAGUGGGCAGGAAGAUGAAGUCCUUGGAGUCCCAGCUGGAGAAACAGCAGCAGGACCUGAGCCAAGAUCACGCCAGCUUGCUGUUCCACGUGAAGACCUUCGUGUCUGACAUACGGAGCCUGAGCUGCCAGCUGGCCAUCCUCCAGGGCAACGGCUCCCAGAACUGCUGCCCUGUGAACUGGGUGGAGCACGAAGGCAACUGCUAUUGGUUCUCGCGCACGGCCAAGCCCUGGCCGGAGGCUGAGAAGUACUGCCAGCUGGAGGACGGGCACCUGGUGGUGGUGGGCUCCUGGCAGGAGCAGAGGUUUGUCCAGCACCACAUGGGCCCUGUGAACACCUGGAUGGGCCUCACCGACCAGGACGGGACCUGGAGAUGGGUGGACGGGACGGACUACGAGAAGGGCUUCAAGAACUGGAGGCCAGACCAGCCGGACGACUGGACCGGCCACGGGCUGGGGGGCGGCGAGGACUGCGCCCACCUCACCGACGACGGCCGCUGGAACGACGACGUCUGCAGGAGGCCCUACCGCUGGGUCUGCGAGACGGCGCUGGGCGGGCCCACCCCGCGGCCCCCGCCCCCCUAG